Molecule: messenger RNA, 9470 nt
Organism: Mesocricetus auratus (golden hamster)
Lineage: Eukaryota; Metazoa; Chordata; Mammalia; Rodentia; Cricetidae
Gene: Cadm2
Product: cell adhesion molecule 2
Exons: 11
Coding region: 609-1943 (444 amino acids)
Source: RefSeq, a predicted model, not a curated record
CCGCCGCCGCCACUGCUGCUGCUGCUGCAGCCGGAGCAUCCGGGAGCCGCCGCCACCGCCGCCGCCGCUACCAAGCGCUGCUACCGCGGCUGCCGCCUCUUCUAACUGGACUCUGACACCGGAGCGCGAGCGGCGGUGCUGCCAGCUUGCUGCCCCUGUCCCCCACCCCUCCCUCCCGUGACCUACCCACUCCUAGCAGCCCUCGCCUGCACCUUCCUCGACACCCAGGCAUCUCCGCAUCACCUGCUUGGGCAGCCUCCGGGCGGGCCAGGCGGGCUCUGGGACUUGCCGCCGCGAGCUCCCCGAGAGGAAGGCAAGCUCCAAACCGGUGCCGGGCAGACCGGGUGUCGGGGCUGCACCGCCAGCAGCCUCAGGAGAAGAAGAAACUAUUUAGCCCACCGAAACCGUAUUGUGCGGGUGCUCUGCCACUGCCGCUUCAGCUGCCGGCCACCCGCUUCCGCGCGUGUUCGAACACCGCAGCUGCGGGAUCGCGGGUCCGGCGGGAGCCGGGAGGACGACAACCGCGGGAGCCUUUGCACUGCGUGCUACGCUCAAGCAGCACCUCCUCGCCCCCCUCGAUCCUUCCCCAGACCCUUAGAGAAGGGACCAUGAUUUGGAAACGCAGCGCGGUUCUCCGCUUCUACAGCGUCUGCGGGCUCCUGUUACAAGCGGCUGCUUCGAAAAGUAAAGUCAAAGGCAGCCAAGGGCAGUUUCCACUAACUCAGAAUGUAACGGUUGUUGAAGGCGGAACCGCAAUUUUGACCUGCAGAGUUGAUCAAAAUGAUAACACCUCCCUCCAGUGGUCAAAUCCAGCUCAACAGACUCUGUACUUCGAUGACAAGAAAGCUUUAAGGGACAAUAGGAUCGAGCUGGUCCGCGCUUCCUGGCAUGAACUGAGCAUCAGCGUCAGUGAUGUGUCUCUCUCUGAUGAAGGGCAGUACACCUGCUCCUUAUUUACAAUGCCUGUCAAGACUUCCAAGGCCUAUCUCACUGUUCUGGGUGUUCCAGAAAAGCCGCAGAUUAGCGGGUUUUCGUCACCAGUCAUGGAGGGAGACCUGAUGCAGCUAACUUGUAAGACUUCUGGAAGUAAACCUGCGGCUGACAUAAGAUGGUUCAAAAAUGACAAAGAAAUUAAAGAUGUUAAGUAUUUGAAAGAGGAGGAUGCUAAUCGAAAGACCUUCACCGUCAGCAGCACGCUGGAUUUCCGAGUGGACCGUAGCGAUGACGGAGUGGCUGUCAUCUGCAGAGUAGACCAUGAGUCCCUCAAUGCCACCCCUCAGGUAGCCAUGCAGGUGCUAGAAAUACACUAUACACCAUCAGUUAAGAUUAUACCAUCGACUCCUUUUCCACAGGAAGGACAAGCAUUAACUUUGACCUGUGAAUCUAAAGGAAAACCACUGCCAGAACCUGUUUUGUGGACAAAGGAUGGUGCAGAAUUACCAGAUCCUGAUCGAAUGGUCGUGAGUGGUAGGGAACUCAACAUUCUUUUCCUGAAUAAAACGGACAACGGCACGUAUAGAUGCGAAGCCACGAACACCAUCGGCCAAAGCAGCGCAGAGUAUGUCCUCAUUGUACAUGAUGUUCCUACCACUUUGCUUCCCACUACUAUCAUCCCCUCCCUUACCACUGCACCAGUAACAACCACUGUAGCCAUAACAACCAGCCCAAGCACAUCUGCGUCAAGCAGCAGCAGAAGAGAUCCCAAUUCUCUGGCUGGCCAGAAUGGCCCCGAUCAUGCUCUCAUAGGAGGAAUAGUGGCUGUAGUUGUAUUUGUCACUCUGUGCUCCAUAUUUCUGCUUGGUCGAUAUCUGGCAAGACAUAAAGGAACAUAUCUAACAAAUGAAGCUAAAGGUGCUGAGGAUGCCCCAGAUGCUGACACGGCCAUUAUCAAUGCUGAAGGCAGCCAAGUCAACGCUGAAGAGAAAAAAGAGUAUUUCAUUUAAAAUUCGGGCCAGACGCUCUGAGUUUUACCUACCAGGCUGACUGCUGGAGAAACCUGGCAAUCAUCUUUCAGAAACCAUUCCAACCAUCCUCUACUACUUUUAUUAACACCCAUACUGCACUGCUCUCAGUAGCCAGUGUAUACCAACACUCAGCGGUUGAAAGCAUCACCCUUUAAUUACUGUACCAUCCAUAAUGCAGGACAUUUCUUAUUGCCUAAAUUUGACACCAUUGCUCUUUUAACAUACAGUGCUUGAAUAUACAGCCUUAACAAUGUUAAUCAUCUCACUGGAUCAUGAUAUUGAGUUGUUUUUAUGCAUUGAUGAAAUGUAUGAAGAGUCCCACCCUACAUUUGUUUUCCUUUAAGUCAUAGACUUUAUUGGUUUGCCAUUGGACAGUUUUCACAAGUCACAGGAUUAGGUAAUGGCCUAAUGUGCUUACGUUUAAUCAAAGAUUAGAGGUUUACAAACUAUGUUUUCUACCUGUCUAUCUUCCAAGAUAACAUGUUGUGGAAACAUAUGCCCUAGAAAACACAAACUGAAAACAGUGUAGUGUAGUUUCUGGAAUGUCUGAGAUUAUAUUGGUAAUACUGUAUCAAGUUACUAUUUUAACAUUUAGUGUUUGAUACAGGCACCAUGUGUAUGGAUUAUAAUCAUGACAUGACACCUUAUAUUAUUAUAUAGAUCCUACCAUUAGGUUAUUGUAGCUUCAUUUACCAAUAAAUUAUUACAAACAUUUAACCGCUUCGGGAAUCAUAAAGAUUUCAUUCAUUUCUCUAUUUGAUUCUAUAAUUUAUUUACUCCAUGAGGAUUCACCUGUAAACAAAAGUGAAGUAGGGCACAAUUUUGAGACAUUUUAGUAUCUGUAUAUAGUGCAUAUAAUAAAUCCAAUUAAACAUUAUUUGAUACAUAUUUAACUUUUUUGGCUGUAGGUUAUUCAGUCAUAAGUACACAUUUUCUAACGUCCAUUAUAUCCCUUUAGAUAUUACUUAAACUGAUAUUAUAAGUAGAUAACAUGUAUUAGUAUUUUUGUCUGUAUGUCCUAGCACUGUCAACAACAAAUUUUUCUAGUUCUUGUUAAUUUUUAUUUGUUAUACAAUGGAAGCACAAUGUUACAAGGAAAGGUAAUUUUAAGCUAACAACCAGUGCACAGCCUCAGGUUUUAAAUCGCAACCACAGUUGAAUAAUAACCUAAAAACAAACUCUUAGUUUGAUAAAAAAAAAACAACUUACACAUUUUUAUUUGGCAGUUUCAGGGCUGCUUAACUAUGUUGAUUUGCCUAAAAGGAAGUGUUUAGGAUAUGUUUUCUGUAUAAAUGAACUAAUUCUUUACAUUAAAUUCCUGUCUAUGCAUUCUGUGAGGUACAAACUUAUUAUAAACAGUAAGAGAUAGAAAACCCCUGCCAUACUCUUAACUCCAAGGUGAAAGUCUCUUUCUCUGGAUUAUUUUGAAAUUUUGGUGUAUUGAACUAUUACAAAAUUCUGUAAUCUUAAAUAUGACACAGUCAAUAUAAAGUCUUAUUUCAUUGGGUGACAUAUAAUAUUGGUAGACUAGUGUUCAUUAAAGCUAUUAGCAGCUAAAGAAUAAAAUCCAGUUAGAUUAAAAAUUAUUUUGCCAUUUGCAAGCAUUGCACCAUUAAGAAGAAAACAAUAUUACAAUAUGGUAGCUGCAUUUGUGAUGUCUGACAGCAUGAUGGCCUAGAGUUUUAAUGAUACCUUGGAAUUUAUUUGGGGGAAACAAGAAUGACUGAAUACAACAUCCUGUGUUAGUAUCAAAUGAAGGACAAGGGUGCUGUAUACUAGAUUAUUUAUCAGAAAAGCAUCAAACUUUCAAGGAAAAUGUUAGAAUUUUUAAGUUUUUUUAAUUGUGUAGCAUUUAUCUUGUUGAUUUCUUGCAAAAGAAAAAGGACGAUGUCAGUCAAGCAGCACUUUUUCAAAAUAUACAGAACAUAAAUAAUAUGAUGUGGUUGAGUGUUAACAUAAUAAAUCAUAUACAGUAUGACAUUUUAAGGAAAUAAGUCUGCAUUGAUGUGAUUGCAUGCUUGUUUUUACAGUUCACUCCAUACCAUCUGUGGAAAAAUGCAAUAAUAUGUUAAUAUAGUAUGGUAGUUUGAGAGAAUCAGGUAGGUGCCUCUAGACACAUUGAAACUAGAAUAGGUCUAUAAACUGCUCAUAUCUUUCAAUGCAUAACCUUUAGAAAGACUCCACACAGCAAAGUUCAUCCUGUUAGUACAAAAUGGAAAGGUCCUUAUUGCUAAGUACGUUGUAUAACUGCAUCAUCAAUUACUAUUUAAAGCCUAAUUUCAGGACACAUUUGCAAAAUUGCUACUCUUCAUCGAUGCUGUAUUUACAUCCUUCUUCAUCUAUAUUCUACUUGGCUCCAACUGCUAAAAUUAUUACCUAAAUAACACAAUCAUUAUUUAUAGCACAGCAAAAUUAGAAAUUCAAAAUUGUUUGCUUUUCAAGGCAUUUGACUCUUUUAACCCUUCCAAGAAAUAAACCCCUUAGAACUUGUAAAAAGAAAACCACUGGCAGAUAAAAAUUUGUGGGCUCUAAUCAAAUGAUUUUCCAUUAAACAUGGCUACUUUGAUUGAAUAUCAUUUCCUGACAUGGGAUAAAAAAGAUGGAGUUAUACUUUUCUGUAUUGAAAGGUUAUUUGAUUUUCACUAAAGGAAAUAAGUUGCAAGAAUUCUGGGCAUUCCCCAUUCCAGCAAAUAAAAGAAAAAUGAGAUAAGAUUUCUAAGCUGGACUCCUGUCAACUGAGAAGCCUGAAAUUUGUACAGUCAUAUGCUCAAGGAGCCACUUUCUUUCACUGCCAAGGCAGUUCAGUAGAUAGGGGACACAGUGGAAAGAGUGUGUGCACAUGACCCUCAAGGCCUAUGAGCAUCAUUUGUUAAAAAAGAAGUUCCUCUCUGCCAGAAAUGUUUACAGUAUGCAUUGAUUGUCCUCCAUCAGAAAUCGCUAACCAACAUUCUUCUUGCCUUCUUUUCCUUUUUGAAUGUCCUGGGGAGAAUGGUGAUCAAAACUAGGGGAAGAAAGGAAGAGUUUGAGUGCAAUAGUAAAGACAAAAUAUCCUAUUGGAAUAUCGAUGUGUAUGUGUGCAUGUGUUUGUUUGUGUGUGAAUGCAUGUGUGUGCACGUGUAUGUGUGUGUGUGAGAGAGUAUUUAAGAGAAGAGAGAUUUAAAAAAAAGAAAGAGAAAGAGAUUCCAAUUUCUUUUCUUUUACCAGAAAUUACAAGAAGCAAUUUAAGGAACCUGAUAUUGUGAUUUAAUCUAGAAACUGGAUGAUUUCAUUAAAGAUGUCUAGUCUUUCAUAAAACUACAAUUAAAUCAACUGAUAGAGAAAGAAAAACAACUUUCCUGAUUAUAGCAAAGAAGCUAACACCUCAUUUUUAUUGUUUGGGCUUUUAUUGUUGUUCGUUUGUUUUUUUUGUAAAAAAAAGAAGUAUAAAUAUUCAAUUAAAAAGACAGAUUCACUUGUAAUUAUGUAUUCAUGACUGUAACAGCAUUGAGAGUCCAUAUAGGCACAUGUACAGCAGCUGUUUGACAGUAGUGACUCUUCCAUGUAACGUAGAAGUUAUUGUGUGAUUUAGUGCCACUUAUUGCAAAGUGUUACCAAUGGGCACAUUGAAAAUGCUUUUCCUUCCCCACCUUUUAGACAUAAGUACAAAAUCACUAAAAUAUCAAAUUCCACAGUUCUACAGUUGUGGGAAUAAAACAAGAAUCUUCAUACUGUACUCUAACCUUCCCAUGAUAUUUUAGUUCCAGAAACCUUUUGGAAAAUGUCCAGUUUUAUUUCCUUUAGCAAAUGGUAAUCUGUGAUGGAUACAGAAAAUGAAAUGAUUCACCAGUGAUCACAACUGAAAUAAGUAAAAAUCCUAGAGAAAAUUACUGAUGAGUAAUGCUUUUUGUUAAGUGGCACCAAGUACACACUAAAAACUAUGCAAAAUAUAGGUAACUACAGUGUAUGUACAUGUAAGUAUCUUGUACUAGCUGUGUAUGGAUGUCAGAAACCCAUGUAAUUAUAAUAUGCAUUUUGAAUUCUGGGAAAGAGGAAAUCUUAGUGUAGAUAAUAUAAUUUGUUUUGAAAUACUCAUUGGCAAUAUUGAAAUAUACUCAGUGCAAUAUCUGUAAUUCUAUUGCUGGGCACUUAAUGCAAAGGGAUUUAAAAUACUCUUAAACAAGAUCCAAGAGUUUGCUAAUCCACCACUAAAGUAUUAAAGCACUAACAACAACAAAUUAUUUUUUCCUACUUAAUUAUUGAGGUAACAAAGGAAAUUUGUUUGGUUUAGUGUUUAACAUUACUGCAGAGAAUGAAAUAACAUGGAUUUUAAUCUUGGUUUAUUUCUAAUCGAAUUUGACAUUCUUCAGCUUUCUUUGAAACAUGUGUGCUUUAAUAGAUUGAAGUACUUUGAUUAUAAGUACAAAUUUAUUCAAAGAACAUAGGGUAUAUUUAUAAGUUAAAGUCACUUAUAGUUUAAUGGGGAAAUCCUAUCUUUUCUGUACUCUCCUUUGUCUCCCUAUCACAAUCCAAACAUGCCCUUUGCACUUCUAUGUACCCUUCCAAAGGCAGUGGAGUGAAAGCAGCAAGAUAAUAAAGAGAGUUAAAUGGGACAGUAUAUAUGAAUGGCUACUAAAAUCAUCAGCAUUUUUAUGUAUUGAGAUUACUAUUGAAUGCAAUAGUUAUUGGAUAUAGCUGGUAAUUUCUCUGCCAUGCAUACUUACAAUAAUUCUUCUACCUCUCACUUUUAACAUGGGCUAUGAUACUUCAAUAUAAAUAGAGGAAGUAAAUAUUUACAAGAUAUCCCAGGAAGCAUCAUUUUGGGACUUUCUUAACAAUGCAAUCCCCACUCCCUGGGAAAUCUCAAAAGCCAACUUCUUGUAGUGUAUUCUAUGGUGUAUGGAUAUGCGUUUGUUUAGCUUCUCUAUUAUUAGCUUCAUAUAGGUAACUUGGUGAGGACAGGUCUUUCCAUGCCUAGUUAAUAGUUUGCUGUUAUGUAAAUGUAACUUUUAAAAAGUGAUUUGAUGGCAACAUUUUACAAUCCAAUCUGAUAGUUCAUUUCAGUUGUUAAAGUGUAACAAUUUCUUGAAAUUCAAUGUUGUGUUUUAAGUACAAAUCAUGUAUGAUUUAAUUUCCAGAGAAGUGUUAUCUAUAUAAACAAAAAUUAAUUAUUUUAGAACUGCCUCCUUAUGAACAAAUAACCCCAAACACUUAAAAAUAUUGCCUCAAACAUCCACUUUUUCUGCCUAGGCAUGACAUGAACUUUUCAAUGAUGUAAUUUAAAUAUGUUAAAAUAAAAUGCCAUUUUAUGAGCGUAUUUUCCUUUAGGAAAAAAAUAGAUUACAUAAAUUUAUGAAAUUACAAUGGUGAAUCUAUAAAAGACACUUAAAGAUGUUUCUAUGUUAUGUGGUUAUGUUGUAAAUAGUGUUUGGUUUACUCUUUACCAUCUUUUCCUUAUAUAUGUAUACAUACAUAUAUAUGUAUAUAUAUGAAAUGUGUGAUUAUUUUGGAGAAAAUGGGCCCAAAUGUGGAAACGAUGUAAAGAAAACACUAUUCCCCCUUGGAAAUAUGCUGUAUAUUUCAAUGAUGUUAAGUUAAAAGACAAGUGAAAAUUGCAGGGGCACAAGAAAUAUCUACCAGGGCUCAGCACUUAAGCACUUUUUCCCACAUCCAGGGUCAAAGCAGUAGCGAUUCCUACAUGGACUUUUAAGUGCAGCAUGAAAUGCAGCAUUACACGAAUACACAGUACUGUCAAACCUCAAAUGCUUUCUUUCUUUAGAUGCUUUCCCUUGUACAUGAUCCUAGUAGACAUGUUUUUAUAUUUGCUGAUAGUGAAAGUCAUGCGCAAUAAAAUACAAUGGUUGAAAGCAGUAGUCACUAAUCGGUUAAAGACAAGUACAAAAUGUAAACAGAGUUGCUAUAUUUCUCCUCUUUGGUUUUCUCUGUGGUUCUGGUGUGUUGACUGAAUCUCAUAAAUAGAAUGAAAAGCAAUCUAGAAGUUUUCAAAGCUAGUAAUAUUGCUCCUUAUAAAUAUGUAACAUUUUAAUCUUUUUACAGACUUAUUUCUCUGUACUCACUGUACGUGUUGUAGAUUCAAUGACACAAUGGAGUAGUGACCCAAGGAUUUCUGAGUUUGGAAUGACAUCUCUUUUCUUCAUAUUUAGUUUUUAAUCAAUAUUUGUGAAUUGGUUGUUUAACUUUUUAUUCAGCCAUGAAUAUUACUUAAAGAAAGCUUCAUUCUUAUCAUAAAUAUUUCAGUGUAAACAACCUUGCUACAGGUUUACCAUAUUAAAAAAUUUAAAGACUUAUCUCUGAAAACAGUGUUCAAAAAUGCAGGUGUUCCCAGUAAUGUAGCUUCAAAAAUACAGUGUUGUAUUUAUAUGACUUGAAAUCCAUAUCUUUUGGAAGGGUAUACUUGUGACAGCAUUAAAAUAUAUUCUGUGCUGUAAAGAUGAUUCACCAAAAUGAAGCAUCUUCCAUAGAAAACAAACACAAUUAUUGAAUCUAUUCUUAUCAUGAACAUUUUCACAAAACAAAAUGCAUAUUGUAAUAUUAAGUACAUGACACUUGCAUGUUGAUAUGCCUAUAUACUUACAAAGUAUUCAAUGUGUACUGAGUGGCACUUCAAAUCUGUCAUGUACAACUCUUAUAAACAUGCCUACAGGGUUCCCAUUUACACUCCAUCCUUUCAGUAAAGUCUCCUCAGAAAAAAAGUUGUCUGAUAAGUAUGGAAAAAAUAAAAUUUGAAUUUUAGUUAUCUGUUGGACAUUACUGAACUGUUUCUUCAUUUAGUGCAUUUUAGGCUUGAAAGCACCCAUUGAGAAAAUGAACUUGCUUUUCUCCAGUGAAAGGUUGCAAAAAAUGGGGUGAAACAUAUUCUGUUAUGCCAAAUACAUUACUUUGAAUCUUUUCUUGAUUGCAUAGCAUAUCCCUUUUUUAUGUUUCCUCGAGGACAUACAAGUUUCUUGUAAAUUUCCAAAAUGGACCUCUUUGUUUUUUUAAAAAUGAGAGCUACUUAAAAAUUAAAUAUUAUCUUGCUGAUAUAGCAUUUAAUCAUUACUCCUUGAAAUGUAUGAACCUUGUAAUAUGCUGGCUAAUGGUUAAAAAAGUGUCACUGACAUAAAGAAUUUUGCUUGAGAUUGCCAACGUUCAAACUUUGUAAAGGUAAUUUUACAUCCACUUAUUUGUGUUUACUAAUGUUGACUAUGAACAAAAGCAAACAUAUCUAAACCAAUUUCUUUUUAUUUCCACAAUCUAACCAAUAUAUUUCAACUACCUAUAAUAAUGCAAUUAACCUUAUAUACAUCCUAAGCUUAUAACAAUAAGAAUUUGAGAUAAGCUUUUAAAUUUAUGGAAGAUUUUCUUUGUGUCUUUGGAAGUUCACUUACCAUGAGGUAUUUUGUAGUCUACUUUAAAUAACAGAUUUUGUUAUACAGGGUAAGCCAAAGGCUGUACAAGAAUUAGUGCCAUUGGGUCUGAUAUUUGUGUUGGACCAUGAAAUAUUCCAUUAAAAUUUGUCUGUAAAUACAA